CGCCUCCAGGAGCUACACUCGUGUUAGAAGUCAUUUGAAAUAAGGCGUUUUUUCCCCAAGGUUUACCAUUAAAGAAGGGGAGAGAACUAUCCACCGGGUCAGAGUGAUAAACUGGAACGCGAGGGAAAUGGGAGAUAACGGUUUACCUACAACAAUGGAAAACAAGCGGGUGGCUGUGGUAACUGGAUCCAACAAAGGUAUUGGGUAUGCCAUUGUACGGGGCCUGUGUAAACAGUUUGACGGGGACGUGUACCUUACAGCUCGAGAUAAAAGUCUCGGACUCCAGGCGGUCCAGGACCUGAAUAAGGAAGGGCUAAGUCCUAAGUUUCACCAGUUGGACGUCACAAAACCAGAUACUAUUGCCAAGCUGCGGUCAUUUCUCAAAGACACCUACGGUGGACUGGACAUACUGGUCAACAACGCAGGGAUCUUUAUUGAGGCAAAUUCUGCAGCUCAGGACGGCACUCAAGCAGAAUCCAUUGUACGUACCAACUUUACGGGUCUAUGUGAUGUAUCUGAGGCCCUCUUCCCAUUGUUACGUCCACAUGCUAGGGUAGUGAAUAUAUCCAGUAUGCUGUCAUUUGCGUCUUUACUCAAAUGCAGUGAUGAACUCCAACACAGAUUCAAAGAUGAAAACAUCAGUCAGGAAGAGCUCAAGAUUCUGAUGCAACAAUUUGUAGAUUGCAUCAAAAUGGGGACUCAUGGCGCGAAUGGUUGGCCUACUGGUAAAUACACCAGCGGUUAUGGCGUGUCUAAGAUAGGGGCGACAGUCAUAUCCUUCAUACAACAGCGAGAACUGAAGAAAGAUUCUAGACCGGAUAUAGUGGUCAACGCGGUUUGUCCUGGAUACGUGGUAACAGAUCUGACCGGACAACAGGGAUUUAAGACUAUUGACCAAGGAGCAGAGACGCCACUCUACCUGGCAAUGUUGCCACCAAACACGACGAAUCCAAACGGCAAGUUCAUAUCGGAAAAACAAAUCGUCAACUGGAAGGCAAAAAGUACCAAGUUGUAAAUGCAAUCACUACAGAAAGGAGAAAUAUGUUUAAGAUGUUAACUGGGAAGCGAAAACCACAACAACUAUCAUCACAAUGGAAGAAGGGAGGCAUCUCUAUCACGUUGCUUAUAGGAAGAAAUAUGAAAGAUAUCAGUUGAAUUUUACUUUAAAAUGCAAAAUGGAAAAUACGCUGUCCUUAUACGUUAAACUGAGCUGAUGAAACUUAUGCUGAAUACUUAACUUAAAUAGCUGAGAUAUGUUUUGUUUUUAUCAAUGUCAUUGUGUAUAUAAUAAUAUAUUUAUUCAAUAAAAAAUAUGAUAUAUUUAUUCAAUAAAAACUAUGAUACAAAUUAAUCUGA
This is a messenger RNA of Pecten maximus, 1356 nucleotides long. Its product is annotated as carbonyl reductase [NADPH] 1-like. NCBI's taxonomy places the organism in Eukaryota, Metazoa, Mollusca, Bivalvia, Pectinida, Pectinidae. The transcript has 8 exons. The record is from RefSeq and is a predicted model, not a curated record. Bases 128 to 1015 code for a protein of 295 amino acids. Gene Ontology annotation, molecular function: carbonyl reductase (NADPH) activity.